This is a messenger RNA of Mesorhabditis spiculigera, 591 nucleotides long. The record is from the annotation of a GenBank genome assembly. Lineage: Eukaryota; Metazoa; Nematoda; Chromadorea; Rhabditida; Rhabditidae.
AUGCUCUCCAUCCUCCACUUGAUCGCCAUCUAUGCUCCGUCAUUUUUCUGGAAGCUUGAACUACGCGCUGCACUGUUGUCGAUGUCGAUUCCGACCGCUUUGGCAAUAGCUAGCGUCGCAGUUUACUUCAUUGUCUGCCCUUGCACGAUGUAUGCGAUCCCCGGCUACUACCUCACCUACGACCCUGCGAAAUCGGACAUCACUAGGGUUGUCAGUAUUCUGCUGAUGGUGUUAAAGGGAGGGAUGUUUUUGCUUAUCCUCGCAACGGAUGCGGUCAUUGUGUGCAAGCUCUACCCGAUGAAGGUGUUUGGCCGCAAGACGCUGAGAACCGAGAAUGGUUCCCGGACAACCACAGUCGACCCAACAAAUCCAAGGAUUAUCGUGACGAAUCAGACGUCGCGAUUGCGUGUUGGGCUCGACAAACGGCUGGUGGUCGCUUUUUUAUUUGUAGCGUUCGCCUACAUGGUUUAUGCCAUCUACUUUACCUUCCUAAGCAUGGUCCCAACGGCCUGGGUGCCAUAUUUGAAUCUAACUAUCUAUGGGCUUGAUGCUUGUAAAUGUACCGUGUAUGUAUUGAUCGUCACGCUAAAA